AAUCUAUUGCUGUCUGACGAUCGGUAAUACGUGAAACUGAAGUAGCAGCACAUUAAAUUUUUUUAAAUAUUUUAUUUUUAAUUUUUUUCAUUUUGAACAACAUAUUAAGCUCUGCGAAUUUCCCGCAUCGAGCACUGUACUCGUUUUGGCUCCAACAACCAAGCAAGUUAUAACACAAGUAUUCCGUAUCGUCAUGAGACCAAAAUAAAGCAAUAUGGUUGACUUUUCAAACAUAUCGACGUUACCCUACUAGCAGGCUUGCUUUAUGGUGCGUUCUGACCGUAUCAAAAAUAUAGUACCAAGCUUAACCUCCUCGCGCUCUACACCGUAUCUACCACCCCCAAAAGAGCAUGAGCAUGCUCUCAAUAAGGAAAAAAGCUUGCGCGAGUGAGUUUUUCUAUUAACGAUUCCAGCGCAAUUGAGGUGAUGAAAACCUCUCGAGUUAGUUUUGCCUUGGUGAUGAUAAAUUUUGACCGUCAAUCUGUAGGUCAUUUAGACUUCAGUCACAACGUCCGUUGAAGAAUCUCAUGACAACAGCCGACGGAUGUGAUCAAAGAUCUGCAGGAAUUGGAAACAUAGCUUAUGUCAAAGACUUGCAAACAGAGAAAAUUGUCUCUACAAAGUUACGAUGUUCAAAAUUUGGUUUCGCUCAUCAUAUUGUACUUAAAUUUGGAUGGGUAAGUAUACCAAACAUUUGAUGAUGACGCAAUGCCUGCUCUCGGCCUUCCAUUAUCCCAUUCCAAAAAACGUCAAAAGAAUUAGUGUCACGAUUUGGGUUAGGAUUAGAGUAAGAUUUGGAGUAAGCUUGGAGAUAAGAUACGGAUUGGGAAUAGAGUUUUAUAUAAUAACUACAGUGAAACACGCAAUUUCAUUGGUCGAUAGCCGUGCAUGAGGAUCAGGCUAUCCUGCACGAGGAAUUAACAUGCCUUCGCGGGAUUUUCGCGGGAUUCUCAAAAUGUCAUUGUUUCACUGUAGUUAUUUUAUAAAACAAUUACCAAAUGGUUUUCCAAGCAGGACAGCGUGAUCCAUGCACUUGGAAUGUUGCUCGACUUUCGGAAAGCGUAAAAAUACACUCGCCUGCGGCUCGAGUAUUUUUGCGCUUUCCGAAAGUCUCGCGACAUUCCUCGUGCAUGGAACACGCAAUCCUGCACGGAAAACCAUUCGGUAUUCCUUUAAUGAUAAGGAAUUAAGAUUGUAAAGACAGACAGUUUAAAGCUAAAGAGGGUAUCUUCACUGGAAGUUGAAGGGAAUGCAAAUCAAAAUGCAACUAUAUGCCUUCUGACAAGAAUCGAACCUGCCACCCCGCGAGUCCGGUGCAGCGCUCUAACCAACUGAGCUACAGAGGCUAGUUGUCGAGCGCAAGUCUCUCUAUCAAAUGGAAAUUAAUAUGGAAAUUGAAACGACUCGCACAUGGGAAGAGUAUCUGUGAUGACAUGCUUCUGUGUAUAAAUAAAGAUUACUCACUUACUAACCCGAACUUAAUCAGUUUCAGACGUUUGCGUUACAAUGCAUACGAUCUUUGCAUUUUUAUAGGCUAUGAUGAAUUCAUGUUUGCAAAAGUCAUGUCCGUUUGGCUUUGCUUUUCAUCCGCUGGUAAAGAGUGCUCAAACGGAUACCUAUGGACCAUUCAGGUAAUAUAUAUCUGACUCCCGCCCAAAAAGAAAGAUUUAUCCAUGAAGUGACGUGCCUAGUAACCCUAACUAUUCCAGUCCACGAAAGCAUUGAAUGACACAAAGUAACGAAGUACUGAUUAGAAUGAAGUAAUGGCGAGUAUUGUGAUAAUCUUUGUUCUAUUCUAUGAAAUGAUAUAACUAUAUUGUCUAUACAAAAGUUCUUUUCAUAAACAAAAUGAGAUUAUGGAAAAUCGCAUGUCUAAAUUAUUUAACAAGUUCGUUUGCAUGAGACCAACUUUGGACGAGACCAAUUUAUAUUUACAAUCAUGGUUUAUUUCAACCAGUUUUAGCACCACUGGAAGUAUAUCUGGAAUGGAACACAACUCAACUGCAUUUGUUGGAUGUGACAACGGUCAUGUAAGUAACAUUAGAAUUAGGCACACGGUCAAAAGAACACCAAAAACAGUUUUAACCUUGGAGGAAAUCAGCUCUGGCCGACCACCUAUGUCCAAUAAAACAUACAGUUGCUUGGAAAGACACAAAGGAGCCGGUUGUUUAAAGCUACAUCAGCACUAACCCCUUGUUAGCAAAUUACAAAAUAACAACUUAUAAGUUUUAAUAUAUAUCCAAACUCCACUAUAUUAAGUGCGACUGCUCGACUAAAAGUAAGUCUUCCAUUACUUAUUUUUGAUCUUUGAAUGUUUGCAUGGCGAUAAAAUAUAAUUGUUUUUGUUUGUGGGAUCGAAAGCUUUGCAGUAAUAAAUUUAUGUGGUGUUUCCACAAACAAAAACAAUUAUUACUUAUUUUUGGUUGGUGUAUUUUUUAAUACAUUAAAAUUUAUCUAUUUCUGAGUGAGACUUAUAAUACAAUAGCCGAAUUCAUAUUAGAAGACGGAUUUCCGUCUCAGACGAGAAACUCGUCUUGAUAUAAAUUCGGUUAACGACGGGUUUUCCGUCUCAACUCUUCCGUCUAACUUUCCCGUCUGAACGACGGGAAAGUUAGACGAGUUUCUCGUCUUAGACGGAAAUCCGUCUUAAAUCCGUCUUAAAUUUAUAUCAGACGAAUAAAUCAAGACGGGUUUCUGCUCGUGACGUUCAAAAGAGACUGGGAUGGAGGAUCUCCUAUUUUUUCGGGUUUAUCCGUCCGAUGGUUUUCGUUUCAUAUUUAUACCAGACGGAAAUCCGUCACACGAGUUUCCCGUCUUAGACGGAAAUCCGUCUUCUAAUAUGAAUUCAGCUAAUGAAUACGUUCUUUAUAUUGUCAGUGUUGUGGUUGUUACGGUCCAGCGGGAGGGACCAAAAAUUACUGCGCGCAGAAUUGUAACGCCAUAAAUGGUGGUGUAGUCACCAAGAACGUGUUUACUUGGUUUUGGGUGCGAUCCAGUCUUCCUAAGAGACUUUGGAAAAAAUGUAUGGAUUAUCAAGUGAAGAGAAAUGACGGGAAAUUGAUCUCGUACAAGUUGGUUGGACACAAUGUUGUUCCUAUUGAGGUAAAAUUUUCCUAAAUCGCUGUUCACACUACUCACUAGCUUUUGCCGAUUGCCAUUCAUGACAACAUAUAAGUAUCUAGUAGUUACUUUUUCCUUCAAAAAGAAGAAAAAACCACACAUGCUAAAUAGAUUAAUACCUACAAUCAUUUUCAAGUGCUUUGGGGCAGCUGCCUUAAAUACUUAUAACUUUAACAAACUUCAAAAUUAUUGAAUUUUGUAUCUGAGUAUCUCCCCGCUCAAUGUUCAAUGUUGCGCCUGUUUUAUUUGAUGCGUGCAGUUGAUUCCCAACUGAUUGAUUGAGAAGGGAGGGGGAGAAGAUUAAUGCGUGAAACAAACUGCAAAGAUUGUCUUAUCUUGAACAAAAGAACUAAAUGAAAAUACAAACAAAAGCACCAAAUUUUGGUUGAAAGUCUAGCAGGACUGGGCUUUGGCGAGAGAAUAUGUUGACAUUGAGAAGUACGUAUCCAAUUUUGUCAUGCUAAUAAUAAACAAGUAAUCAUGCGAUGUUGCUCGUACAAUUAGGGAUUAAUAGCACUCGUGAUGAUUGGAAAUUUGCCAAAUUGGACUCGCCCAGGCGGCUCGUCCAAUUUUGGCAAAAUUUCCAAACAUCACUUGUACUAUUAAUCCCUAAUUGUACUCGCCAUCGCAUGAUUACCUAUACAAAUAUCUCUUUAAUAUAAGAUUAAAACUAAAGAUUAAAACUCGUAUUUCUAUAGCGCAAAUUUACGUGUGAAUAUGAUAAAUGCGCUUUACAUCAAGUAUUACGUUUAUACCUAAUUACAUAUUCAGCCUAGAUUAUUUUACCUUUACAACAAUUGUGAUAUAUUAAUUACUUUCUUAACUGUGUUUAUCCUAACCCACCCUGUCAACUUUCCCUGUGGGAGGAAACCGGAGCACCAGGAGAAAACCCACGACUUUGACAGCAGAGCCGGUUGACUGACUCUUUUCACAUGAGUCCGUAGAGAAAAUCGAACCCACGAUCUCAGAAGUGGAAGCUCUGACAACUGCGCCACCGUAACCCCCUUAUACAAUAAAAUGUUAAUACUAGUAGGCUUAUUUAAUUAUUACAAUUUUUUUGACACCUUAGGGUCGUUGCAAUAAAGCCUCAGCUCUACUACACGAUGGGGUGAGUAUAUAUAUAUAUAUAUAUAUAUAUAUAUAUUCAACAAUAAUCUUCUAUUCGUAAAAAUAAGACAUUGCAAAGUAAGUGAAUAAUUCAUAAUAAAUUUUCCCUAAUACAGAUUGUAGUCGUCCCAGACAACACAACCGCACAGAAGGUGCCUGACAUUGAUGGUUUGUUGGAAUAUCGGAAAGACAUGCAAGAACUUUAUGUAAGAUCGAACAAAACAUGGAAUGCAAUUGUCUUAGAGGAGAAGGUAGGCCAAUGUUUUCCUUAGUAAAAUUCAUUGUAACGUUAAAUUCAUUGUUACUGAUUAUGUGCACAAAUGUGUUAAUAAUUUGAGAGUUUGCAUGGUUAAAUAUAAAAAGACAAUUAAAACUCAUCGUUUUAGCAAAGCAUUCCCGGAAAUUGCGCUGAAGAAUAGCUCAUUUUGUUUUGGUAUACUAUGUACUUUGACUUCUAAUAAAGGCUCAAAUUUAUGAAUUAAACUGUUUUUAAUACUACUUAAAUCACGUAAUACUGUUUUAAGUCUUACGUUUUUUCUUUACUUCAAAUUUUUACGUACUAAUAAAUUAACAAUAUUCUGGAAUAAUUCAAUAGUUCGCCUCAUUAACGUUCAUUACACAUCAACAUGUACAACCUAUAUACACAUGCUCAACUUAACAGUUGAUUAUCAAUGGCGCAAUCAUCGGAGCGCGCGCCUUCCACCUCUGACAUCGUGGGUUCAAAUCCAGUUUGGGACGACUUAUAAUAGCCAUCGGUAAGAAACGUUAGUCAACGUUCUGCCGAAAGUCGUGAGUUUCCCCCGGGUACUCCGGUUUCCUUCUGCAGGGAAUGUUGACAGAGUUGGUUUUAGGAUUUUCCCUGAGAAGUAACCCUUCCAUCGUAGCUGUGCAACGUGAUGGCGAGUCAAAGUUGCUGUUAUAUGCGCCCUUAGAAAGCUUUGCACUCGAUCAUCCGAUCGUACUUUCGAUUCGUAAGUCCAGGUUGUUAAUUAUCACUGCAAAUAAUAUAUUUUGUGAACUUCUAGAAUAUGGCGUAUACGAUUAAUUUAUAUUUUGUUGUGUUUAGGUUAAUAAAAGAAUAACCCAGUUGGAAACCAUGAUGAAGGAAAUCGAAAAAAAUCUCUCCCAAUGAGUAAUUAAGUGCUUUUUGUGUCUUCUGCCUGCGACAAUGCUAGUAUGGUUAAUGACUGUGCUACUUUGCAGUAAUAGAAACAGUAAUAAUUGUAAAGCCAGACUUCACAGUGGUGUUACCUAGUGACUUAGAUCACCUCUAAUGAAGACACUGGACUGGAGUGUCGAAAUGUUUGUUCGCGUGAAUUCAAUUUAGUCGAAGAUUACAUUAUUACAUGUCAAUUUACUCAGUUACUAGCCUACAUGUGAACGACAAACGUUAAUAUACGCAUGUAAUCAUAGCAUUAUCAUCGCAUGGAACGCAUUAACCUCAACAGAUAAAUCAGGACCGCAACUUCAUGCAUGAUUCUUAAUGUCGUUUUAUCUUUCUCUAGUUUUCGGAUAUCAUAAAGAAUGUCUUGGAUACAAGUGGUUGAGAGAAAGCAACAGAAACUUGGAACACUCCACAACGAGCAAUCUCUUAUGUGACACAAACCUUUCUGGCUGGUACAGAUUCGGUGGAAGUGCUGGCGUGAAAAUAGCGAGUAGGUGUCCAACUAGUGUAGGUCAUAGAUGUCAAGGUGAUUUCUUCGGUUGGAUGACAUCUUCGCAUCCUACAGUCGAAGACGGGAAGGUCAGUCGUGUAGUGUGUUUCAGUCAUGGUGUCACCUGCUGCAACUGGAGACAAAGGAUCGAGGUUAUUAAUUGUGGUUUGUAUUAUAUCUACAAACUUGCCCGUCCUUCUCGAUGUAAAGCAAGAUACUGUGGUACACAUUAAUGAAAAGAACCUCUUUGAUGUGGACAAUCCGGUACAUAGAAAACAUUCUUAUUGCUAUCUAGCUAAUUUGGACGCUAGUACAAGAGAUAUUGGAAACCACAUAGCCUCAGAAGUAGUGAAAAAUUAGAAUGCAAAGUAGAGAAAAUGUAUAAUCUUUUUCUUAUUAUUUUAGGUUAAGAACUAUAGGUUGUCAUUUUAAAUCGUGGUGUUUAAUAUAAACGAUAACAUUUUUAAAAAAAUCCAGACUCCAGAGCAAUAUGUCUGUAAACAUUUUUUAGAAUCAAUAGAAUGGACAUCCGAUGUCUAUUUGGCUAGUGUCCAAAUGUGUAACGUUUGCUGUAAGACCAGCAAGGCACUACGACCUACACAGUCGCUUUUGAGACCUCUAUUUACAGUAACAAAAUUUAUACCGUUUCCAUAUGACAACAUUUCAAUGACAUAUUAUAAGAAUAUUACAAAUAUCUGAAGCAGAGGCAGAACAGAAACGUACGCGUGAAAUGAAACUGCGCUCGAACCCCGAGAGAAUAAAAGGGCAAAUAUUUCAAAGCAUACGAUCAUACAUUUUCGUUGCUUGAUUUCUGACUGGUCUGUUGCUAUAAGAAUCUGCAUUUUAGCAUGUUUGUAUGAAUUUAGAAGCACACAAUUUAGCAAGCGUUUAGAAGUAUAUAUGAUUAUCAAAGAUGAUUAUACAGAACGGCCACUCCUUGCAAACGAAGUGUGAAGUGCGGAAGUGGAAACAUGUAAUGUGAGACUUUCCCAUCCCCCGCUUAGGCUAUCAAUUUUUAUGGCUCACGUGACCAGCUCCAGACAGGGUCUUUCCUCCACAAGACGGAAGAGCCUGGGAACGAGGUUGUAUCGAUUCUGGCAAGAAAUAUCGAUGUUUCGAUAUUUCUGCGCCUGCGAUAUAUUUUUCAUUUUGGUCAGCGGCCUGAUCAUUAAAAUUAUACCAAAAAGCCUAAAUAGGCGUAAAUACUAUAGAAG
This is a messenger RNA of Paramuricea clavata, 7096 nucleotides long. The record is from the annotation of a GenBank genome assembly. Lineage: Eukaryota; Metazoa; Cnidaria; Anthozoa; Malacalcyonacea; Plexauridae.